AUGAAUUCAACACAGAUUUUGUAUUUUAUUCUUAGUGCCCACAUGGAUACCAAACUGUUGAAAUAUGUCUGUUUUUUUGUUGUAAUGUCUUUAUAUGUUUUCAUCAUCUGCUCUAACGUUCUGCUGAUCGUGGUCAUCUGUGUGAACAGGAGUCUGCAUGAACCCAUGUACAUGUUCCUGUGCAGCCUGUUUGUGAAUGAGCUGUACGGAAGUACAGGCUUGUUUCCGUUCCUGCUCGUCCAGAUUCUCUCUAAUAUUCACAUUAUUGCUGCUCCAUUUUGCUUCCUGCAGAUUUAUUGUAUUCAUACCUAUGGAACGGUAGAAUUUUAUAUCUUAGCGGUCAUGUCUUACGACAGAUAUUUUGCCAUUUGUCAUCCCCUACAGUAUAACACUCUAAUGACAGUGAAGAAAGUAACAGUUUUCAUAGCAGUGUCGUGGUUAGCUGCACUUCUUGGAUUUCUUUCCACGAUGUUGUUGGGUUUCUCUCUGCAGCUGUGUGGAAACAUCAUUAACAAAGUUUACUGCGACAACUACUCUAUUGUUAAACUGGCCUGCUCUGAUACUACAGUCAAUAAUGUUUAUGGACUAGUUGGUACUGUGGUCUGCACCUUUAUUCCUGUUAUUCUCAUCCUUUACACGUACAUCAGGAUUCUUAAAGUGUGUUUCUCUGGAUCGGAGCAGACCCGACAGAAAGCAGUGAACACGUGCACGCCUCACCUCGCCUCUCUGCUCAACUACUUCUGUGGAGUUUGUUUUGAAAUUCUGCAGAGCAGGUUUAACGUUAGCAACAUUCCCAUUAUUGUACGAAUAGUUUUAUCCUUGUACUUCCUGAUGUGUCAGCCACUUAUUAACCCUUUGAUAUAUGGUCUGACGUUGUCCAAAAUCCGUUGCAUAUGGAAAAGUCUGUUUUUGAUUAAAAGGAAAUAA
Nematolebias whitei (Rio pearlfish) is the source of this 927-nucleotide messenger RNA. RefSeq names its product olfactory receptor 10A3-like. Lineage: Eukaryota; Metazoa; Chordata; Actinopteri; Cyprinodontiformes; Rivulidae. Gene Ontology annotation, molecular function: G protein-coupled receptor activity; olfactory receptor activity. The record is from RefSeq and is a predicted model, not a curated record. The transcript has a single exon. Gene Ontology annotation, cellular component: membrane. The coding region runs from base 1 to 927 and encodes 308 amino acids. Gene Ontology annotation, biological process: G protein-coupled receptor signaling pathway.